Messenger RNA from Trifolium pratense (red clover), 2784 nucleotides. RefSeq names its product putative pentatricopeptide repeat-containing protein At1g12700, mitochondrial. Gene Ontology annotation, molecular function: protein binding. Bases 267 to 2030 code for a protein of 587 amino acids. The transcript has 2 exons. The record is from RefSeq and is a predicted model, not a curated record. Lineage: Eukaryota; Viridiplantae; Streptophyta; Magnoliopsida; Fabales; Fabaceae.
GCCCUUUCCUCUUCACUUCGAGCUCCUCUUCCACCACCGUCGCCGUUUGCGCCACCUUCAGGUAAACCGUCGUUCCUCCUUCCUUUCAUAUAGAUAGAUUCUCAGUGUUAUUCCCCCAAUCUGCACCCUUAUCACUGCUUUUUUCUCAAUUUGUUUCAAUUCUAUGUUCUUCGUUUUCAUUUCUGAUUUUGCACUUAAUUUUCAUUCUUUUCAUUGUAUUCAGAUUCAGAUUAUUUGCAUAUCCUUAAUUGAUUCUGUAUCACACAAUGCGAAUAAGAUUUUCAAUCUCUUGUUUGCUUCGUCUCCAACACUGUAAUAACAACUUCACAUCUAACUUCCACUUCUCUUCAACAACAGCAACAAACUUCAACGCCGUUAAUAACAGAACCCAGCUCUUAAAUUCGAUCAGAACCCUAUCAAACGUUAAUGCCGCCGUCACAUUCUUUCACCAAAUGCUAACAAUGAAUCCUUUCCCUAACACAAAAGACUUCAAUUGCUUAUUCACAUUUUUAACCAAAACCAAACACUACACAACAACCAUUUCCCUAAUCAAACACGCGCAUUCGUUUGGUGUCAAUCCUGACAUAUACACACUCAACAUUGUAAUCAAUUGUCUUUGCCAUUUGGGGCACACGAGCUUGGGUUUCUCCGUUUUGAGCUUAAUGUUCAAAACGGGACUAAACCCUACACUCGUGAGCCUAAACACUGUCGUUAAUGGGCUUUGUGUUGAAGGUAAAGUGUCCGAAGCUUUGAAUUUUACUCGCCACAUGGAAAAUGCGGGUUAUGAACCAAACGGUUACACAUUUGGAGCGUUAGUUAACGGUUUGUGUAAAAUUGGUGACAUGGUUAAUGCUGUCGUUUGUGUUAGAAACAUGAUUGAGAGAAACUAUGAACCAAAUGUUGUCAUUUAUAAUGCAAUCAUCGAUGGUUUUUGCAAAGAAGGGUUGGUUUCAGAGGCUUUGAAUUUUUUCUCAGAAAUGAAUGAUAAAGGUAUUAACCCUAGUUUAGUUACUUACAACUGUUUAAUUCAAGGAAUUUGCAACAUUUGUGAAUGGAAAAAAGCUUCUUUUUUGUUGAAUGAGAUGAUGGAAAAGGGAAUAAUGCCUGAUGUUCAAACAUUUACUAUUUUGGUGGAUGGUUUUUGCAAAGAAGGGUUGAUUUUAGAGGCUAAAAGUGUAAUUUGUUUCAUGGUGCAAACUGGUGAGGAACCUAAUGUUGUGACUUAUAAUUCCUUGAUUGGUGGUUAUUGUUUGAUGAAUCAAAUGGAUGAAGCUAUGAAAGUGUAUGAUUUGAUUUUUUUAAGGAAGUGUUUGCCUAGUGUUGUGACAUAUAAUUCAUUGAUUAGUGGUUGGUGUAAGGUUAAAGAUGUAGAUAAAGCUAUGUGUUUGUUGAAUGAAAUGGUUAAUGAAGGUUUCUGUCCUGAUGUUGUGACUUUGACAACACUUGUUGGUGGGUUUUGUGAAGUUGGUAAACCUUUGGCUGCUAAAAAGCUGUUCUUUACGAUGAAGGAAUAUGGUAUGGUUCCUAAUCUUUUGACUUGUGCUGUUGUAUUGGAUGGUUUAGUUAAAUGCUAUUUUCGUUUCGAGGCAAUGUUGUUGUUUAGGGCUAUGGAAGAAAGUGAUUUAGAUCUUGAUAUUGUUAUUUAUAAUGUUAUAAUUGAUAGUUUGUGUAAAGAUGGAAAGUUGAGUGAUGCAAGGAAGGUUCUUGCACGUCUGCUUGUUAAAGGGUUGAGUUUCGAUUCAUACACUUAUAAUAUAAUGAUUGGAGGUUUAUGUAGAGAAGGAUUGUUGGUUGACGCUGAAGACUUGCUUAGGAAAAUGGAAGAGAAUGGAUGUACACCUAAUGCAUGUUCUUAUAAUGUUAUUGUCCAAGGAUUGCUCCGAAAACGUGAUAUUUUAAGGUCAAGGAAGUACCUUCAAAUAAUGAAAGUCAAAGGGUUUGCAGCGGAUGCUACUACCACAAAAUUGCUUAUAGGAUUUUACUCUGCUGAUAAAGAAAGCAGUGCAUUUCAAGAGUUUCUGCAUAAUUGAUGUUUGUUUGGAUUUGAUUGCCAUCUAUUCAUUAUUGGAUGUGAAUUUUUCAUAUCAUGUUUUAAGAACCUAUAUUUAAGGUCGAGAAAACACCUUCAAAUAAUGAAAGGCAACAAUAGAUGCUACUACCACAGAGUUGAUUUUAUAGGAUUUCACUCUGCUGAUAAAGAAAGUAAUGCAUUUCAAGAGUUGCUGCAGAACCGAUGUUUGUUUGGAUUUGAUUGCCGCCUAUUCAUUAUUUGAUGUGAAUUUUUCAUAUCAUGUUUUAAAAACCUAUUUGAUCAGAUGGUAUGCUAUAAAGGACCAAGGCGACCAUGUUAUGAUGUUUGUAUAUGAAAAUCCGAACUGAAUGUUGAUAUUGAUGAUGUUCUCAAUGGUAAUUGAUCAAAGUGUUCAGAGCCGACUUUUUUGGCCAAGAGAUCAGUACAGUUAAAUCUAUAAACAAAAUGAAGGAAGUUAUGAUGAAGGUGGUUUUUCUUCUGAAAGGUGAUCUUGUGGUAAUAACACGAGCUCGACAACAUUGAUUACAAACAAAGUACAAUGCAGAGGUCAGUUUCUAAAAAGUGUAUUAUGAGAGGCCUAUCUGUCCUAUAAUUAAAAUUUGUUAUAAAAAACUAGUUACCAUACAUGUUUCACUUAUUUGACACUUUGCUUCCACUAGUUACCAUACAUGUCUGAGCCUUACUUAAAAGGUUAUUUUUAGAGAAUCAAGUAUUAUCAUAUUUAUCGAAGACAGUAAUUAUACAGAAAGAAA